CCAGCACCAUGGAGCUCAGCGUCCUCCUCCUCCUGGCUGUCCUCACGGGACUCCUGCUUCUGAUGGCCAGGGGCCAGCCUAAGGCGUACAGACGCCUCCCACCAGGUCCUCGGCCUCUGCCCUUUUUGGGGAACCUUCUGCAGAUGGAUAGAAGAGGUCUUCUCAAAUCCUUCCUGCAGCUCCGAGACAAAUAUGGGGAUGUCUUCAUGGUGUACCUGGGGCCAAGGCCAGUGGUCAUGCUAUGUGGGGCAGAGGUCAUACGGGAGGCCCUGGUGGACAAUGCUGAUGCCUUCUCUGGCCGAGGGAAAAUUGCUGUGAUUGAUCCAAUCUUCCAGGACUAUGGUGUGGUCUUUGCUAACGGGGAGCGUUGGAAAGCCCUUCGGCGAUUCUCUCUGGCCACCUUGAGGGACUUCGGGAUGGGAAAGCGGAGUGUGGAGGAGCGGAUCCAGGAGGAGGCUCAGUGCCUGGUGAAGGAACUCCAGAUGACCAAGGGAACCCUCCAGGACCCCACCUUCUUCUUCCAUGCCAUCACUGCCAACAUCAUCUGCUCCAUUGUCUUUGGACAACGCUUUGAGUACAAAGACCCCGAGUUCCUGAGGCUGCUGGACCUGUUCUACAGAUCCUUCGCGCUCAUCAGCUCCUUCUCAGGCCAGCUGUAUGAGCUCUUCUCUGGCGUCAUGAAGUACUUUCCUGGCACACACAGGAAAGUUUGGAGCCACCUGGAGGAAAUCAAUGCCUUCAUUGGCCGUAGUGUGGAGAAGCACCGGGAAACCCUGGAUCCCAAUGCGCCCCGGGACUUCAUAGACACCUACCUGCUCCGCAUGGAAAAUGAGAAGUCCGACCCCAACAGCGUGUUCCACCACAAGAACCUCAUCAUCACCACGCUCUCCCUCUUCUUCGCCGGCACAGAGACGACCAGCACCACCCUGCGUUAUGGGUUCCUGCUCAUGCUCAAAUAUCCCCACAUCAGAGAGAGGGUCCAAAAGGAGAUUGACCGGGUGGUUGGCUCCAAUCGCUCUCCAGUCUUCACGGACCGAGCCAACAUGCCUUACACUGACGCAGUCAUCCAUGAGAUUCAGAGAUUCGGAGACCUCCUCCCCAUCGGGGUGCCCCAUAUAGUCACCCAAGACACUCAUUUCCGAGGGUACAUCAUCCCCAAGGGCACUGAAGUAUUUCCCAUCCUGAACUCUGCUCUCAAUGACCGGCGGUACUUUGAGAAACCAGAAACCUUCAACCCUGACCACUUUCUGGACGCCAGUGGGGCACUGAAGAAGUGCGACGCUUUUUUGCCCUUCUCCAUAGGGAAGCGCAUUUGUCUCGGCGAGGGCAUCGCUCGCACAGAGUUAUUCCUCUUCUUCACCACCAUCCUCCAGAACUUCAACGUGGACAGCUCUGUGGCCCCUGAGGACAUCGACCUCACACCCAUGGAGUGUGGUGUGGGCAAACUGCCCCCGGCUUAUCGGAUCCGCUUCCUGCCCCGCUAAGGGAGCUGGGGCAGGGAGGUCUAGGAUUCUGGGUUCCUCACGUGUCCCACCUCUGCAGAAAAUGCCUCUGAGUCUCUCCAGGUCUUCCUUCCUCUCAGAGGCCUGCAGGAAGCCAGUGUCCUUCUCCCUCCCUGGUGGCCUCCUCCAUGGGGCAUCCUUUCUGUAGUCUCCCCUCUCCCGUCAUGCUGCAGUUCCCCAGAGGCUCGAGACAUGUUGCUGCUAGAAUUCCAGGAAUGGUGUCUGUACAGACCAAGGGUUACAGGGAAACACGGCUCAGGCUCUCUGAGGUUCUGCCUCCCAGGCCACGGCUCAUCUAGAGCGACCGCUCCUUCCCAAGAACCAUCACGCUUCCUUUAUCAACUGUAGGGGCUCCAGGAACUGCUCAGAGCUGAUGCCUCUUGAAUCAUCCUA
This is a messenger RNA of Talpa occidentalis (Iberian mole), 1895 nucleotides long. Its product is annotated as cytochrome P450 2B11-like. Bases 9 to 1484 code for a protein of 491 amino acids. The transcript has 9 exons. Gene Ontology annotation, biological process: xenobiotic metabolic process. Gene Ontology annotation, cellular component: cytoplasm; intracellular membrane-bounded organelle. Gene Ontology annotation, molecular function: iron ion binding; heme binding; oxidoreductase activity, acting on paired donors, with incorporation or reduction of molecular oxygen, reduced flavin or flavoprotein as one donor, and incorporation of one atom of oxygen. The record is from RefSeq and is a predicted model, not a curated record. Lineage: Eukaryota; Metazoa; Chordata; Mammalia; Eulipotyphla; Talpidae.